Molecule: messenger RNA, 3117 nt
Organism: Mugil cephalus (flathead mullet)
Lineage: Eukaryota; Metazoa; Chordata; Actinopteri; Mugiliformes; Mugilidae
Exons: 4
Coding region: 1006-2652 (548 amino acids)
Molecular function (GO): GTP binding
Source: RefSeq, a predicted model, not a curated record
AGAGACUGAAAUGUGAAGAAAAAGGGCAAUUUUUCCUCUUCCUCUGCACUGGUCUCACAUUUGGGCUUGCUGUGACAAAACGUUAGCUCCUAUAAGAAAAACAUGCAGACCAUGGGCGUCGUAAGACCUUCCUGAAGACUUUGAUAUGUUUUUUGUCUUUCUAGAUUAAAUAUAUUGGAGACACAUGCGAGUUUAAAACACGGGUCCCUUCUGCUUUUCUGACAAAAUCUUUACAGUCAAUGGUGAGCAGAGGUGGAUGUGACCAUGCUCAGAGGCUCACAGUUUAAAUUCUGUACGUCUCGAUGCUUUGACGAGCAGAAAGUGAAAGACAGAGCAAGUUACAAAGUCGCAAUACACACCCAUUAUAAUCUCAGAAGUUCUCCAAAUGAUCAGGGUCAUUGAACAGUGAUUGAUCAAAAACUAUAUCAUCUAUGAAAACACUCAUCAAAAUCGCUGACUUACAUUUAUCCAUCGUCAUAUUUCAGCCAAAGUCAAAGGUAUCUGCCUGGACCUUAACGACUGAACCUGAAACACAUCAUAAUAACGUUGUUCCUUUAACCAGUCAUAUUUCCAGUUGGUAUUUUUAUUCCUUCUCUGUGAUCUACGGACGUCAUUGGACGUCAGAGAACCGGUGUGUUUAAACCAAGCUAGCAGGACAUGUUCAUUUGUUGAGAGCUGCACAAGCAAAUCAUCCCCAUUAACAUUUUCAUAUUUGUUAAACUCACAAUGGAGGAAGGAGGAGAGGCCAUUGAUUUGGUUGCAGAUCUUCUUAAAAAGACAUUUUCAUGGUGGACUUGGAAAAGCUGGAUAUAUUCCUGGUUCUAGUUAACCUGACCCAACCUGGGAAACAUUCAGAUCAUCAAUAUGGGCAAUACGAGGACUCUGAAUAGUUUCUUAAGUUCAGUGACCUGAAGCUCUAAAUCAUCUGCAGAAACACCUGAAUGAUCAUUUGGUGAUAAAACUUGAUUCACUUGCUCCUUCUUCAUCGUGCAAAUCAGUCCAACAAUGGCCAUGGCAACGGAUACUAACACAUUGUCAAAAUUCAGAAGCAUCAUCCCAAAAUGUGAAGUGAUCCAAGAAGGAUCUCCUUCCUGCUUCAAGCUGACAACAAAGACAGAGCCUGUUGGGACUUUAAGAAGAGUGACAUUUGGUAGAAGAAAUGUGGACAUGCCCAAUAAGACCAUCUUACUCGUUGGUGAAACAGGAGCAGGAAAAUCUACUCUGGUCAACUUUCUGGUCAACUACAGCAUGGGAGUGAAGUUUGAGGAUGAUGUCUGGUUCGAUAUCCUAGAGGGGGAGGAGAAAAAAAGUCAAUCAGAAAGUCAGACAACAGAUGUGAUCGUGUACAAGAUCUUUGGUUUUGAGGGUCAAACUCUGCCCUACUCUCUGACCAUCAUCGAUACUCCUGGAUAUGGAAGCACUGAAGCAAUCGAACAUGAUGUCGUCGUCAAUCAAAGAUUGUUUGACUGGUUUCGGUCGGAGGAUGGAGUUCAUGAAGUGGAUGUUGUGGGUGUGGUGAUGAAGGCCACAGACAAUCGACUCAGUGACCGACUGUCAUACGUCUUUAAUUCAGUGAUGUCUCUGUUUGGAAAAGACCUGGAGAAAAACAUCGUAGCUCUCAUGACACAUUCAGACGGGCUAACACCUACAGAUGCCGUUGAAGCCCUUAAAGUCGCAACGAUUAAAUGUGCCAAAAAUAAUAAAGGACAGCUCGUUCACUUCGUGUUUAACAACCGCCAGCAUCAAGACCGAUCGCAGCAAAGACAAAGAAAGAAACUAGAAGAAGCACAUCAAAUAUCUGUUGAAGGAAUGAAGGGACUCGUUGCUUUCAUGGAAAAAACUGCUGCUCGGGAACUGAAGGAAACCGCGGAUGUUCUGAAUGAACGCAUCAGACUGACGGCCUGCAUCCAAAACCUGAACGACAGAAUUCACAUGACUGAAAUGAAACAGAGAGAGCUCAGACAGACCAAAGAAGCUCUGAAGAAACAUGAACAAGAAAUGAAGAUGAAUAAACAGUUCACUAUUGAAGUUGAUGAGGCCUACAAAGAACUAGAAGCUACUGAUGGGAGGAUGUGGGGACUGUUCUUCUUUGAAGGAGCUGUCUGUUGCACACAUUGUGAGGAGAACUGUCACUAUCCUGGAUGCACAGUGGCCUGGAAACCUGAACACUGUGAGGUGAUGAAGAAAGGCCGCUGUACCGUUUGUAGCAGGAACUGUCUGGCAUCAGCUCAUGUCAAAGACAAAUGGGUCUAUGUGGAAAAAACACGGAGGGUCAAGAAAACACUGACAGACAUGAAAAAUAGGUAUGAAAGCAAUAAAGCAGAAGCUGCAAAGAAAACCAGUCUUCUGAAAAAACUUCAACAAGAAAUAGAAAAUCUUGAAAAAGAUAAAGAGAAGUGGCUGGAGGAAGCCUACCAACACGUUGAAAGACUAGAGCUAAUUGCCCUGCAUGUUGAUUCAGUGUCCACUCAUGUCCAUUUGGGCUUCUUCAUCGAGAGGAUGAAAAUCAAAGGAUACACAGAGAAGUUUCAGAGGUUGAAAGAAAUGGCUCAACAAGUCAACAAACACCUCCAGAGUGGGAUCCAGUACGCUGCAAGAAUGUGGAGCAGGUUGACCAGAAGCGAUGAUGAAAUGAGAGACACUGAGGUCUAGACUCAGAAUAAUCUGCAGUUUAUUCAGUUUAUUUUAAGAUUAUACUAGUUCGAACCUACAGACAAGUUUAAGUGUUGAUUCAGAUGAAAUGUGUUAACUCUCAAUGAACAUAAUCAUUUUGGAUGUUUUUGUAAAUAUGGUCAAAGGUUUGUUUCAUGAAUCAUUUGAAAUGAGCAGGUAGAUAUUUCUGUUUUCAAUGAAUGAAAAUAAUCUGUAAUUUUUUUCACCGAUUUUACAAUAAUGUUACAGAUCAAUAGUUUAUUGUUACUAUUAAUUCCGCUUCCAACAUCUUGUAAAUAACUUGUGCAUUCCUGAUUAUCUUUCAUCAAGUUGAUUCAUUUCUGUCAUUAAGCCGAUGAGAAUGAAGCUGAAGAAUUAUUUCAUGAUUGUUGAAACAACCUGUCUGUGAUUUAAAACCUCAGAUUUCUGUCAAGUUCUGACAAAAUAAAUUAAGAAUAGUUUGUG